Polypterus senegalus (gray bichir) is the source of this 2345-nucleotide messenger RNA. Its product is annotated as zinc finger protein OZF-like. The transcript has 2 exons. Bases 161 to 1576 code for a protein of 471 amino acids. The record is from RefSeq and is a predicted model, not a curated record. Lineage: Eukaryota; Metazoa; Chordata; Cladistia; Polypteriformes; Polypteridae. Gene Ontology annotation, biological process: regulation of transcription by RNA polymerase II. Gene Ontology annotation, molecular function: DNA-binding transcription factor activity, RNA polymerase II-specific; RNA polymerase II cis-regulatory region sequence-specific DNA binding.
CAGGAAUCAAAGAGAAUCUGCCUAGCCAGUGAAACCAUUCCUAUAAUGAAAUGUUUGUCAGUGUCCUGACCAAAACUGUGCACGGUAAAGAGGGAUACUUAGAAGAAAGGGGGAACGAGGCAGCAGACUGGUAUCCCCCAAAGCGGAAAUCAAACACAGAAUGGCCUGCAUCAAGAAAGAAGACUGUGAGGAGGAGUCGGCCCACAUUAUACAAGAAGAUGCCUGGAAUAAACUGGAGGAUUGUGAGGAGCAGUCUCCUGGUUUCAAGGAGGAGUUUCCUGAUCACGUAUCCGUCAGCAUUAAAAUAGAGGAUUCUGAGCCUGUCCCAGUUAGUCCUGAAGUGCAGAAGAAUGAAAUGGUAAAGGUUUUAAAGGAACACGUGUCAUCAGACAGUGACUUGGGAUUGCAGGCACUUACAGCACUAAAAACUGAGAUGACCCAUUUAAGGUCUGCUAAGAGGGAAAAAUUCUCAUCUUGCCAGCAUUCCGUUCAGUUGAAGCCACCAUCGCUCGAGUCAAAGGGCAAAGUAACAAAGAAGAUAUUUCAUACUAGUGAAAAGAAGGGACAACAGUCCUCAACAAAGCACUCUGGCACAUCAGGUCUACAAGAUUCUGGCAGCUCCUUUUAUCAAUGUCCACAAUGCAGCAAGCAAUUCAAAGAUGAACAGAUCUUUCAGGUGCACCAGAGGAUUCACCUUGGAGAAAAGCCAUAUUGCUGUCCUGAAUGCGGUGAACAAUUUUCUCACAGCAACAGUCUUUUUCUUCACUCCAGCAUCCAUACUGGGGAUAAGCCUUAUUCCUGUUUGGAGUGUGGCAAAGGAUACUUAACCAGACAAGGACUUCGUCAACACAAAAAUUUUCAUAAAGGAGAGAAACCUCAUUGCUGUUCAGAAUGUGGUAAAUGCUUUUUGCACUCAAAUCACUUAAAGAGGCAUGAAAGAAUUCACACCGGGGAGAGACCAUAUUGCUGUACUGAAUGUGGCAAACGAUUCUUGUGUACAAGUAAUUAUAAGGAACACAGAAAAAUUCACACCGGAGAGAAGCCGUAUUCUUGUUCUGAGUGUGGCAAGCGAUUCUCCAACAGAAGUGGGCUUCAGCUACAUACGAGAACUCAUACGGGAGAGAAACCGCAUUGCUGUUCUGAAUGUGGAAUACAAUUUUCCAACAGGACCAAUCUUCAUUUGCACAGAAGAAUUCACACAGGGGAGAAGCCAUAUUCUUGUUCCGAAUGUGGCAAGCAAUUUUCCCAUUCAAGUGACCUUAAGAGGCAUGCAAGGACUCACACCGGAGAGAAGCCCUAUUGGUGUUCCGAUUGUGGCAAGCAAUUCUCUCAAAGAAGCAGUUUUCAGAGACACACACGGAUUCACACUGGAGAGAAACCUUGCCGCUGUUCUGAAUGUGGCAAACGGUUCUCAACAACAAGUGAUCUCAAGCGACAUAUGAAAACUCACACCAGAGAGAAGCCAUAUUCCUGUUCUCAGUGUGGCAAGGGAUUUUUGAGGAGAGGUACUCUUAAGAAACACCUUGGUAUCCACAAUGAAGAGAAUACUCACAGCUCUUUAGAGUCUAGCAAGUGAUUCUUACACACAACUGCUCAUGUGAACACAGAAACCAAGUAGAGAGACCGUGGGAGGUAAUGCAAGUGUUUCCUAACACCUUUGUGUAAAAGUAAAACAUAAAGAAUCUAACCAUUAAGCAAUGCACACACACUUCAAAACAGGAGGGAAAAAAUAAAUGUGUAUGUAGAACAUACACAAAAUGUACCCUUUGAGCAUUCCAUGAUUACUUCAUGAAUUUACAAUAUUGGAACUUUCACAAAGCACCAAUGAUCAGAAUCAAGAAAGGACGACACUUUGUAGGCUGAAACUGGAGAAAUGCAGACAUGAUGGCCUUCAACCUCUGAGCAGAAGGAGGUAAUGAUAAUUAAGAAAGCAGCAAAAAAGAAGAUGCAAGUGGCAACUUAAAAAAUUGUUCUGGUCUUGAAUAUCAGGCUCCUACUGGCCAAGAGCUGACAUAUGGAGGGAUUAAUAAACAACAAGAGGAGAGAGGCUGACUUUGAUUGCUCAGAACAGUGAUCUGCACACUGUCAGACACCAAGACAGGAAUAAAAACAACACCACAGAAAAUGAAUCUGCUUCCAGAAAAAUACCCACAUACUCAGCCGGUGGAGUGAUUUAAAUAAUUAGAGUCAAAUGGAGCCUGACUACUCCACAUGCAGAGCCAAAAGUAACGAGUGUGAAGCAGUGCGGUUGAAAAGAUUCACACAUGGAAUGAAAGAAAUGAAAUUGUUUUUAUAGUUUAAGAAGUCAGAAAAUGAUAAUAACAUUUUAUUUAUAUUGCGCCUUU